GCUAGCAGAACUUCACUCGUAAGCGCACACGCACACAAGUAGAGGAGCACGGCGGCUUCCAGCGCAUCUGGCUCCCACGGCGCAGCUACAUGAUGACGAGACGGCCAAGACACAGUGUGUACAGUAGUGAAGAGGACGAUGAGGAGGUGGAGACGUAUGACCAUGACUACGACGGCUCGCUGAGCAAAGGAGCCAAGCGACACCUGGGCAAGACCCGCUGGACGCGGGAAGAGGACGAUAAGCUGAAGAAGCUGGUGGAACACCAUGGCACUGAAGACUGGAAGGUGAUCGCCAGCUUUCUGCCUAACCGCUCUGAUGUGCAGUGUCAGCAUCGGUGGCAGAAGGUUCUGAACCCCGAACUGAUCAAGGGGCCGUGGACCAAGGAAGAGGACCAGAGGGUGAUUGAGCUGGUCCAGAAGUACGGCCCCAAGCGCUGGUCGGUGAUCGCCAAGCACCUGAAGGGCCGCAUCGGCAAGCAGUGCCGCGAGCGCUGGCACAACCACCUGAACCCGGAGGUGAAGAAGACCUCCUGGACGCAGGAGGAGGACCGCAUCAUCUACCAGGCGCACGAGAAGCUCGGCAACCGCUGGGCCGAGAUCGCAAAGCUGCUGCCGGGCAGGACGGACAAUGCCAUAAAGAACCACUGGAACUCUACCAUGCGGCGUAAGGUGGAGCAGGAGGGCUACCUGCAGGCGAGCGGCCCCAAACUCAGCCCCGUCUCCCUGGCCGGCUACCACAAGGCCCACCUCAUGGCCUACCCACACCACGCCCACAGCCACACGCACCACGCGCACCCCAACGCACACUCGCCGGUCAGCGGCCACCUGACAGCCUCCUCGCCCCUCAGCCCGGACUUCCCUUACUACAUCUCCGACUCCCAGCGGGGUCCGAUGCCAUUACUGAGCAUCCUGAACUUCCCCCAGCAUGGGACAGCUGCUAUCCAGAGACACUAUCAUGAUGAGGACCCAGAGAAAGAGAAGCGUGUGAAGGAGAUCGAGAUGCUUCUCAUGUCAACAGAAAACGAACUCAAAGCUCAGCAAGCCCUACCAAUUACCAGUUAUGUGUGGCAUCAUCGUAGUGAUGGUUCUCUGGCCGCUUCGCCGCUGGACCAUGGCUGCCUCCCGGAGGAGAGUGCCUCCAGCGCCAUCGCCCACGACGACCACGACCACCUGCCCGGCUUCAUCGAAGAGAUCGACUCGUUCUUCACGGCACCUGCAAGUGUGGAGAGUUCUGACGGUGACCCGACGCCCUCGGCCCUCUGCUCCCAGAAGCCUCUGCUGGCCACUCCACUACACCGCGACCACGCCCUCUCUGGCCAGAAAGAGAAUGACAUGUUCAGGACCCCUAACCUUAGACGUUCCAUCAUUGAGUCUUCUCCACGCACUCCUACCCCUUUCAAAACAGCACUUGCCCUCCCCGACAUCAAAUAUGCACCACUGAAAAUGAGUCACAGCCCCCCACUACAGGAGGAGGAGGGGGGGGACCGCAUCAAGCAGGAGCCCAUGGAGACAGAGGUCACUCCUGGGGGAGACCAGCACAGCCUGCCCCCCCUGAAGAAGAUCAAACAGGAGAUGGAGUCCGAGUGCGAGAGAAGCCAGUGUCUGCAGUGGGAGGGGCCUGAGCUGAAUACGGAACUCUUCCCCCCAAGUGGCUCCACCCACAGCGCACCUGACCUGUUGACCAGUUCUGUGCUGAUGCUACCUGGCUCUGCCAAAUCUGAAGAUGGACACAGGGCCUUCCACCUGCCCUGCAAGAACAUGGGCAACCCACUGCAGCUGAGCGUAUGGGAGCAGGUGGUCACUGGGAAGGUGGAGGAGCAGAUGCUGCCUUCCGAACACACACACCUACUCCACAACUCCUUCAACACACGCACGCUGGUGAUGUAGAUGAAGGAAGGGGGGGAGAUAGAUGUUAUGAGCGAAAGAAAGAGAAGAAGAAGGAGAGGGAAACACAAGAGAAACAGAGGUGAAGGACAGGAUCAACUAUAUAUAUAUAUUCCGUAUAUUCAAAGCCAGUGAACUUGAGAAACACUCCAUUGACAAGACUGUCUUUGUUUUUUUUGUUUUGUUUUUUGGUACAAAUUUGGGAGAAUUUUUUUAUACACUUGUUGGAUUUUUUCACAGCCAACCAAAGAUACUUGCGAUAUUACGUGUGUGUUCAUUUCUAUCACUUUGUCGUCCUUUAAUUUGUUUGUUAUUUUUGUUUGUUUGUUUGUUCAUUUUUUUAUCAUUGUGUUUUGUAUAUUUUGGGGGAAAAGACUUCUCAUGAUGGGCUCAGCCUGUGUUAUUAAUAUUAAUAUUAAUAUAAAGAUCAAUUAUAGUAAUAAUUUAUUGUUUUGUAAAGCAUAGGGGGAUGUGGGAAUAGAGAGAGAGCUAGAGUCUUGUCAGCAAUGUUUGACAUCAGUGUUACCGUGCUGCAGACUCACUAAUUAAUUACUCGUGCAUAAAGCAGGGGUGUGUGUGUGUGUGUGUGUGUGUGUGUGUGUGUGUGUGUGUGUGUGUGUGUGUGUGUGUGUGUGUGUGUGUGUGUGUGUUUACACUCCUUCAACAUGGGAAAUCACACUUGUAUGUGCGUGUGUGAAUGCGUGUGCCUGUGUGUGUGCCUGUGCAUGCAGAUUGUGCGUCCUUAAAGCAUUAUCACGAUUUUUUUCCUUUAAAUUUCUAAAACAAAAAAAUCUGGUAAUUUUGAAAAACCCUUAAGUAGUUUGCUAUGUGAGCGUUGAACCUAUGUAUUUCAGAAGGGCCACCUCUCAGGUGCAUUGCGGUCAGCUUUGCCCUAAAGCACUCCAAGCCAUUUACAAACACCGCUAACACCUGCCAUUUCAAGUUAUGUGGCUAACCGAUUGAUGGACGAUUGAUCACGUCAAUCGAUGAUCCACAUUGUCUUGGGCGGUGGUGGGCGGAUAUUUCAGGUUUACAUGACCUCUGUGAUUGGCUAAGACCUGUGUAAUGGCUGCCUUACCAAAGGCACCCUCCAGGGUCCCUUUUCAGGUCCAAAUGAUCUUCCAUAUUGUGAGUUUUCUUGUGGAUAUAGCUAUGGCAGCCAACUGUUUUCUAUGUAUAGCCGUAGUUAGCCAUUGCACAAAAGAAAAAAUGUUUUACCUGCAUUUAAAAGACAUAUUUUGAUAAUCAAAUGAACUGAUUUGCAGUGUCAUUUUCAUGGUGUCUUGAUAUUGACAAUCAAAGUGUUGAGUAGAGUCUCUUUAUAUGUGCAGCUCAACACAGUAGCACUCCAGCCCGACGAUUUCCAUUGAUGGGUCACCCCAAUGGGAUGUAGACAUUCCGGUAAAAGUGUUAACUUUUACAAAAGUAAAAUGUGUGUUUUAUAUACAAUACCUAAACAAGCUAAAUUGUGGUAUUAUACUUGUCUGGGUUGCCCUGUGAAUAUGUCCUUCACUGAACAAAAGCCCAAGUUUUGCUGUAAGGUAGCGCUGGUGGUCUAGCUGCAUUGGGCAAGUGAAUGACAAUGUCUCUAAGCAACACCAGGCAGAGCUUUAGUGUCAACAAAACACUGCACUUGAACUGAAAACAAUCAUUUCUAUACUAAAAAAAACAAAACAAAUUUGUGUUGCAUUUGUGACAGAGGUUUUACAACUCCUCAUUCUUUGUGUUAUGAUUUCAAAUAAGAACACUUUUCAGCAAAAAAAAUGACUGCUUUGUAUUAGUUGCCUUUUUUACAUGAAAAAAAGAACGAAUUUAUCAGCAUUCGAAGCAUUUUAUACUACAGCUGUUGACCAACAUUAACACUUUUAUAAAAUGUGUGUUUUUGUGCUGCCUUUUAUAUUGAAUCCAUUUCAGUUAGUGUUUUUUUAUACACGCCCUACAGUGGCAAGCCAAGUUUUGUUACGAAUCCUUUUUAUAAGUAAUUUCUUUUGUUUACUGCCUUUUGUAAAUAAA
Molecule: messenger RNA, 3896 nt
Organism: Engraulis encrasicolus (European anchovy)
Lineage: Eukaryota; Metazoa; Chordata; Actinopteri; Clupeiformes; Engraulidae
Gene: myb
Product: v-myb avian myeloblastosis viral oncogene homolog
Exons: 15
Coding region: 90-1886 (598 amino acids)
Biological process (GO): regulation of DNA-templated transcription
Cellular component (GO): nucleus
Molecular function (GO): RNA polymerase II cis-regulatory region sequence-specific DNA binding; DNA-binding transcription factor activity, RNA polymerase II-specific
Source: RefSeq, a predicted model, not a curated record